CCUCUUCCACUUGCCGUCGCCGUCAUCCCGCCCGCCGCCUGCCACUGUAUAUUCAUCUCUCUCUCUAUUUCCGCACGCCGAACUUCAUCCUUAUCAUUACCAUCGCUUUGUUCAGUUUUGAGAUUGCGGAUUAUCCGAUCCGAAGCUUCCAGACUGCACUUGAUCUGAUCAGAUGUUAAGGUAAAAGGAAGGCAAACCGAUAGCACUAAGGAUGAAGGGAGGUUUGAAGGUUUCACAGAUCUCUCUCAUCCUUAUUGGUUUCAUAUGCAUAACUGUUUUGACUUUGGCUUUUGUGAGAAGUCCAUUUCUCUCUUCUUGGAUACCCCCCCAGAAUAACGUCUUACGCCCAUCACCAGGGGUAGAGCUGGGAACAAAAUACGGAGCAGAUCGAGGAAAAGGAAAUACUUCAGUGCAACCAAGUCAAGUUGUAAGCUCUGUAUCGCUAGAAAGUUCUAUCAGCACAAGCUCUUCAUCAGAGAGAAAGAGCACAGAGGAGUUGAUUGCUCAUGUUGAUGUGGAAGAAGAUGGUCAUGUUAGAGACACUAAAGAAGCAGAUAGAACACAAGUUUCAGGAGGAAAGAACAAUUCAAAUGAAGAAAAAAACAUCAAUGCUGCAUUGCAUUCUCUUAGCACAGAGAAUUACAUUAAAGGACAACCUAAAGACAAUUUGACAACCCAUUCAGGACAAAGAGACUGUAAUCUUGCCAUAGGUAAAUGGGUCAUGGAUGACAGUCGCCCUUUAUAUUCCGGGCAUGCAUGUAAACAAUGGUUGUCAUCUAUGUGGGCUUGCCGCUUGACACAACGCACAGAUUUUGAAUAUGAAAAAUUACGCUGGAAGCCUCAUGACUGUGAUAUGGAAGAUUUCACAGCUUCUAAAUUCCUUAAAAGGAUGGAGAACAAGACUUUGGCCUUCGUAGGGGAUUCAUUGGGCAGACAACAAUUCCAAUCACUAAUGUGCAUGAUAACGGGCGGUGAAGAGAGAUCGGAUGUCCUUAAUGUGGGCCAUGAAUAUGGACUCGUGAAGGCCCGUGGGGCAGUACGGCCUGAUGGAUGGGCUUACCGGUUCCCAGCCACUAACACCACCAUCCUUUACUACUGGUCCGCAAGCCUUUGCGACUUAACACCCAUCAACUCCUCAGACCCAUCAACCCAAUACGCCAUGCACCUUGACCGCCCUCCCGCAUUCUUGGCCCGUUUCAUUCCCAGAUUCCACGUUCUCGUUCUCAACACAGGGCACCAUUGGAACAGGGGAAAGCUCAACGCCAACCGGUGGGUCAUGUAUGUGGGUGGGACCCCCAACACCAACAGGAAGAUAUCAGACAUCGCUGGCGCCAAGAAUUUCACUAUUCACAGCAUCGUCAAGUGGGUGAACUCGCAGCUGGGCAAAUAUCCAGACCUGAAAGCGUUUUACAGGUCGAUAUCCCCCAGGCAUUUCUUCAACGGGGAUUGGAACACCGGGGGUACAUGUGACACCACCACCCCACGUUCCGGGCUGGAAGUCUCAGCCAACAAAUCGGGUGAUUCCUUUGCAGAAGGGGCAGUGAGAGGGACAGGUGUCAAACUUUUGGACAUUACGGCCGUUUCUGAGGUGAGAGACGAAGGCCACAUAUCGCGCUACAGUGUCAAAGCGACGUCCGGGGUGCAGGAUUGCUUGCAUUGGUGCUUACCGGGCGUUCCCGACACUUGGAAUGAAAUGCUUUUUGCUCAAAUUUUAGAUGGGUAGGAAAUAGUAUUACACAAGAGUUGUGCAGUGAUUCAAGUGAAGAAGCAAAAAUAGUACUAGUGUUUACUUGGGAGGCCUUUUCUCCUUGUAAAUUAUUAUUACAGCAUCAUUUUUUCUUCAGAUCAAUGCCCAGUGAAGCUUGAGUAAAGAUCACCCUAGUAGAAACACUUCAAAAAUCAAUAUCUCCCCUGGGAAAAAAAUCUUGUUUUAAACAUUUGUUUUUGUUCCAAAAAGAGUUCAGUUUGAUCAAAUAAAGAAAUUUUCCUAUUAUGACCACCAAAACUAUACUACAAUGCUACAACCUUGCAUUUUUCUAAUCUAUAAUUGACAGUAACAGCUAACAUUUUCAGUUCCAAAAUCAGACAUUUCUAAAAUAAUUCAUGAUAGAAAUAAUUAAUAAACACGAAUCAACGAUGCCUACUUGAGACAAAAAAAACAAAUGCAUCUGUUGUAGAAAGCUUCGCGUCCAAAAAUUAAGGCGGCAAACCCUACAAGUGAGGGACGCCGGGAUGCGUUUGUAGAGAGAACCCUUAACCUUGGACAAACUUUUCAACCACUUUACAGUGCUCUUUUUACUGCGGCACCGUGUAGCAGUUGUUGCCGAGUCCAUCUGUGGGGCU
Molecule: messenger RNA, 2343 nt
Organism: Cuscuta campestris
Lineage: Eukaryota; Viridiplantae; Streptophyta; Magnoliopsida; Solanales; Convolvulaceae
Source: the annotation of a GenBank genome assembly